AUGGAUUUGCCAGUUGGUUCUAUGGAGGAAGUAGAUGUACCAGCGGAUCUUUCCGUGGAGCUACGUUCGAGUGCAGAAGAUCUGUAUGUGCCGCUGGUGAAAAAUAAGAAUCACGGCACCAAGGUGGGCGUAACGAGCUUGCAAGCGUCCAGCGAUUGUUUGUCCGGGUCUUCGUCGAUCGAGUCUCUAAAUAUGUUGGUGGAAAAACAGAGGAAACGACGAUUGAAUCAUCCGCAACAUCAGCAGUUUAUUGGAGAGCGACUGAGGCCGCAGGAGACUGUUAAAGAAACGAGCGAAAUCUACCUGAAGUAUGAUCCGAUCUCUAGGAGGAAGGUUCUGAAUACGUACGAGAUAAUAGGGGAGUUGGGACACGGACAGCAUGGAAAAGUCAAAUUAGCAAGAGAUUUGCUUACGAAGCAGUUGGUAGCAAUAAAGAUUGUUGAUAGACAUGAGAAGCGCGAACGGAAACUUUUCAGAUUCAGGAAAAGCGGGUCACAAGCACAUUCAGAUAAGAUCAAGCGGGAGAUUGCUAUAAUGAAAAAAUGUCAAUACAAGCAUGUUGUAAAGCUGCGUGAAGUGCUCGAUGAUUCAAAGUCAAGGAAAAUAUACCUCGUCCUGGAGUAUUGUGGCAAGGGAGAGGUGAAAUGGUGUCCAGGCGACCGGAUGGAGACGGAAGCGAGAGGUCCGCCGCUGCUGAGUUUUCAGAGGACAAGAGAAAUACUUCGAGGUGUGGUCUUAGGGCUAGAAUACUUGCAUUUUCAGGGCGUAAUUCACAGAGAUAUCAAACCUGCCAAUCUUUUAAUCUCCGAUGAUGACACAGUCAAGAUAUCUGAUUUUGGCGUCUCACUUGCCGCUACCGGUGGGGACGAUGAAGAUGGUUUAGACUCAGUCGACGAAGUUGAGUUAGCUAAAACUGCUGGAACGCCCGCGUUUUUUGCUCCGGAAAUAUGUUUGGGCAAUGAAGCGUUCGAAAGGUUUCAGCUGAAAAGACAGGAUCUGUUUAAGGGUUCAAGUAUUUCAUUUAUGAUUGACAUCUGGGCGUUAGGCGUAACUUUGUAUUGUCUUUUAUUCGGAAUGCUUCCUUUCAUAUCCAGUUACGAGCUCGAGCUCUUCGAAAAGAUCGUUAAUGAUCCAGUUAAGUAUCCAUCGUAUGCCGAAGUCAGAGCAAAUAACGUUUCAGAGGUCUCAGGUGAGGAAGAGUACAAGGCAGCGAUAGAUUUAUUGGACGCGCUACUUCAGAAGAAUCCAAUGAAGCGAAUUACUAUAACCCAAAUCAAAAAACAUCCAUUCACUUGCUGGGAUUUCAAUCAUAUUACUAGCACAGAGGAUGAUUACAUCGACUCCAAAUUAAGAGAAAUAAAAGAAUUUCAGACAGAUAAACAGGAGCAGUUCAAGCAAAUCUCAAUCUCAAGACAGGAGCUGAAUAAUGCAGUACUUGGCGUUGGCAAAAAGAUGAUCGAACCGAUGCUGAAAAAAGCCCUUAACGGCCGGGAUGGUGCCCGCUCAAAAUCGGCUUUAUCCGAAGGCCAAAAAAAGAACCAAGAAGAUUACAGUGAUUCUAGUUAUAUCCUCAGCGAGGGUUCUGUAAUGAGCAAUUUGGGCAAUCUUACUGAUCCGCAGAUUGACAAGUUACGUGAAAACAACUCCUUUGCAAUAAAUGGCAUUCAUGGAAGAUGCAGCACCUUGCCAACUCUCAAACCAAGAUACAGCAUCAAUAAUGAUAAUGAUAACGACAAUAAUGGUAAUGAUAAUGAACCUAAUGAUAAAGAUAGUGAUAAAAAUAACAUUGAAACUGGACAACUUUCGAAAUCCGAAUUCGAACGAGAACUUCAGAAAUUCGACGACAAACAUGAUCCCAAAUCCAUGGUGGAUUUGCCAAUCAAUUCAAGUUUUGCUUCGUUGGAUAGUUUGUACAUUGACAGUUUCGCUUUGAGCAAACACGGGAAAGACAGUGAUGCUGACCAUCCUGAUGUGAAAACGCCAUCUAUUCAUGUCAGACCUCCCCAACUAGGUGCUUUGCGUAACUCAAGCUAUGUUGGAAGAAAUAAUAGAGGCUACCCCGGGGUUUUGAGAAAUCCAUCGUCUCAACUGAACCUCUUGAGCUCCAGCACUAGAAGCGACAGAGUACCACACACUAGACCUCAGGCGAUCUCAGAUCGAAGAAAAGUUGCUAAUAGACAAUGGGUUACCAAUGAUACCAGCUGCUUGCAAUCGAGUCCUCAUCCUGAGCAAAGAAGACCUAGGGGAAAUGAUGAUGAUCAUUUCACUGCGACAGCCAUAGAAUGUAAACCAGCAACACCCAAUCCAUGGGAGGCCAGAGGAGAUAAGGAAUCACACAGCUUUAGGAUAAAAACGGGAAACUUUUUCAGCAGCUUCGACGGUCAGGAUGAGCGGACAAGCACUUCCUCAGACUCAUCUACAAGCGAACCUUCGACUUAUUCUUCAUGUUCUGACGGUGAAUCGGAUGGUAGUAACGCCGAAUCAUUGCCAUUCGAAUUCGCCUUGGAUUCUGCAAAUGCUAGUGUGUUGUCCUUGAGAGAUGUUGGGGGCUUUGAAACAGUGAGACCGUUCAUGCAUUCACAGCCUGCGACCCAUCGACCGGCGUGCGAAAAGCUGGGCAAAAGCGAUUCUGGAAAUUCAGGAGCAGACAGCAGCGAGCACAGCGAUAGCAGCGACGAACUUGUACUCAGCGUCGGUCCUUCCGGGUUCCAGCGCCGGCAGGGUUCGGCGCAGAGCAGUAAUAACAGCUCUAGGAAAAGCACCCUGCCCUAUUUGUAUCCAAGUAGUGAUGCGACUGUAACGCUCAAGGGCGACAGUACGUGGACCAUGUCGAACGCGAGCGCCCCAACUAUUCUAAGUCAGCAAUCCCAGCGGACGCUAAACAUGUGUACCGGGCCUGAAGUCCAAACUCUCGACAUACCAGCUCACCUCUCGCGGCCGCUGAACAAUCUGAGCGCGGGCAAUAUCGCCCCGUCGACAAGCGAUCACAGCGGUUCACCCUCCUCUGGGGUUAUGCAGUUCACCAGCACUCCUAGCAGCAGUGGCUCCUUGCUCCUAUCCCGAGCAUCUGCCAAGCCCACCACGCAGGCCUGUAACGUUGACGGAGUUUUAAGCAAGGUUACACCUCAAGAGCAUCCACAGGACAGUUCGAGGGACUUAUUGAAGACGGUUCUGAUCACCGCAGCGGGUUCAAACAGAAGAAAGUCUGUCCCAUGUAUUGCCAUGCCUGAGAAUGCCGAUGGCGAGCGGCUGAUUAAGAGCUCACAUGAUGGCAACGUACCGGAGGAACAUCUACAGAAACGAUUCCCCAGAUGUGCUGUGCGACACAGAAGUGAUGCCUGCCCGUCAAGAUCGCAGUCAAUCUCUCUGGGGACCUUGAGCAAGAAACAUACAAAGUGA
This is a messenger RNA of Torulaspora globosa, 3399 nucleotides long. RefSeq names its product serine/threonine protein kinase SAK1 (gene SAK1). Gene Ontology annotation, cellular component: cytoplasm. The coding region runs from base 1 to 3399 and encodes 1132 amino acids. NCBI's taxonomy places the organism in Eukaryota, Fungi, Ascomycota, Saccharomycetes, Saccharomycetales, Saccharomycetaceae. The record is from RefSeq and is a predicted model, not a curated record. Gene Ontology annotation, molecular function: ATP binding; protein serine/threonine kinase activity. The transcript has a single exon. Gene Ontology annotation, biological process: intracellular signal transduction; protein phosphorylation.